This is a messenger RNA of Etheostoma cragini (Arkansas darter), 4989 nucleotides long. RefSeq names its product leucine zipper protein 1 (gene luzp1). The record is from RefSeq and is a predicted model, not a curated record. The coding region runs from base 686 to 4069 and encodes 1127 amino acids. The transcript has 8 exons. NCBI's taxonomy places the organism in Eukaryota, Metazoa, Chordata, Actinopteri, Perciformes, Percidae.
AGACUUGCCUAGGUUAUGUGGGGAAGAGAGGCGGGACCUUGCAGCCGGGAAGGGCGUUCUCUUUGCGGUCAGACCGGGCAGAGUCAUCCCGAGGGGUGGGUCCUCCGGCAGCAGUAAAGGAAAACCCACCUUUUUUCAUUGUUAAGGACGCGGUGGAAUGUGAUGGUUUGAUCUUAAACGGACCAGGGAGGGGAAUAUCUGAGAGAAAAGAACUGACGAAAGUAAUUUAGGGAAAGUGGAAAGCCAAAAAACGCAGUCCCCCUGUCGCCUCAACUCUCUGAUUGUAUCUGAGAAUAUGUGGAUGAACUUGUUCUCGCCGUGUCGGCAGCAGCGAGUCCUACUGUCCGCAUGAGCACAAACCGUGUGAAGUUGUGGAUUUACCGCUGCGUUUUUCUGACCCAGCGGUGGACCAGCUAAGGAUGAAGACGUUGCGAAGAGGAGCAUAACGUCUGACCGCCAAAGGGAUCUAAAAUAUGACAGAUUUGUCUACUAAACACCAACCUAAGGGAACUUCAAAGUCCUAAAGUGACCGUGACAGACAGACUGCUGAGAGAAAAGAGUAAUUUCCCAAGAACCUAAAGGAUGUGCUAACACUACCACACAAAUGUGGACCUCCCAAAACAUUGUCAUCAAAUAAUCUGAACAACAACAAAGAACACAAGAUAUAACGCAGUAUUUUUUAGCCAUGUCAGACCAUAAAGACAUGACGCAUCGCCACCUGCGGCACAAGCUACAAAGUCUCAGUCGAAGACUGGAUGAACUGGAAGAAGCAACCAACAAGCUGCAGAAGUCUGAGGAUGAGCUACUUGACCUGCAGGACAAGGUCAUCCAGGGAGAAGGCAGCAACUCAGCUCUGUUAGGAGAUGUGGAGGACCUGAGGAAACGUCUACUAAAGAUCCAGGGUAAGGAUGAGGAGGUGCGCAAGGCUGAGGAUCUCUGCCGCACAGUCAGAGAGAAACUGGAAGAAGAGGAAAGCCUGACCCAGGAGCUAAAGGCAGAGAUUGAACGUCUAAAGCGGAGGAUGGCCGAACUGGAGAAACUGGAAGAAGCUUUUGGGAAAAGCAAGUCUGACUGCAGCCAGCUCUGUCUAAGCCUCAAUGAGGAAAAGAACUUGACCAAGAAGCUCUCGUCUGAGUUGGAGGCCCUCAAAGCUCGUUUGAAGGAGGUGGAGGGGUCUGAGACAAAGCUAGACAGAGCAGAGCAGGCUUUGGCUAUGGAGCUUGAGAAACUGAAAGGAUUCACCCAGACCUUUAUGAGUGAGCGUAAGAGGCUACUGGAGAAGCAGAGGGAAGACGAGAAGGUCAUUCUCAAGCUGACAGAAAAAUUAGAGCAUCAGAAAAAUCGCCUUGGCAUGUCAGCAGACUCUGGUCGUGCAGAUUUCAUGAGGUCACGAAUUGAGGAUGAGCUUUCAUCCACAGUGCCCCUCACAGGUAAACUGGCUGGACGCAAGAAGAGCAUUGAGUACUUGAAAUUAGCGGAUGACAACAUUGGUCUUGUGAACAAAUCUGAGAAUGAAAAGAACAGCGGCCUUGAAAGCUUGCAGGAGGACAACAAAGUAAAGGAUCUGACACAGGAAGUAGAGCGGCUGAAGAACCGCCUUAAACAGAUGGAGAUAGUGGAGGAGGAUCUAAAGAACUCAGAGUCCAAAAAUGGUGAACUUCGUGAGAAGUUCCAGAUGGAACAAAACCGGGCUCGCCAACUGAGCGAGCAGGUGGAACAGCUCAGGACGCAGCUGUGCGGAAAAGGUGGAAUUGGAAGAAAUGGAACCAGUCUUGUGGAUAAACACGGCAAUGGGAGUACUAACAUCAUUUACCCCAACAACACCUCAAAGGUCCUGGAGAAUGGCAAAGCUGAGAAUGAAGAGGUUAUAGUGAAGGGAGGUUACAGACAAGAGAAGCCCAAAUAUAGAUGUGCUGCAACUGUCUCAGAGCCGAGUUCCCCCAAACACAGGAACAGGGAGCUCUCACCUCAGCAUAAGAGAGAGACCAAGCUGAGGAGCAAAGAUCCCAGCCACUCAGAGGAGAUCUCUCCUAAGUCUGUGAGGAGACCUCUCAGUCCUGCUCACAAGAGUAGAAGGACACCAAAAACCCCAACUACUGCAAUUUCAUCUAAUAAUGGAAUAAAAGACACGGGACGAGGAAAUGAGGAAAAGACGAGAGGAGCCAUGUCCUGCUCUGUAAACACAUCCUCUACUGAUAUUAAGAAAGCGCCUGUUCUUAGUCGCUACCCUCCAGCAGCUAAUGACCAGAAGCCACUGAGGACAGCUCACAAACAGACAGAUGGGGGGAAUAAAAAGAGCAGAGUUGAAAAGUAUUCCAAAUUAUACGUAGGUAGUGAUAGCGAAUCAAACCACUCUGACGUGGUGUCUGACAGUACCAGUAACAUCAACAGUAUCGCUGCUUUGGAGAAGGACAUUGCGUCUGCCUCAGAUCAGGAAUCAACAGACCAGGUUCAGGAAUCUGUCUCUGCAUCCGCUGCCUCCACCCUGUCUACAGCCAAUGGAUCUUACACAGCCUUCAGAUCCCGCAUCACUCCAGUGUUGCCCAACGACCAGGGAUCAGAGGGUCACUCAUCUGCUUCCGAAACAGAAUCUACCGGAUCGAGGCCCUGUGAACCAGAGCCUGUUACUGAGACAACUACUACAACAACCCUAAGCAGUAGGACUCCAACCUCCAGAAAUCCCAGAUACUCCGUUGUCCAUGACUCAAAUUCAGAGGGUUCUUCUUCCCGGAGCUCUUUUGAUGAGGAGCUCCACAACAGACCACUGUUAGCUGAGGGAGGCCAACAGGGACCCACACACACUGCAUCAGGGAUUGAGAUCCAGCGAGUGUGCAGCCCACGGGAGGCGCUGAGGUCAAAAGCUAUCAUCAAGCCUGCAAUCGUUGAGAUUGACAAGAAAGAAGUGAUGAGUUCAGAACCUUUCUCUACAAAUGGCAAACCCAAAAUCUCCACCAAACCUAUCGUGACCACCACAAGUAAAAUGACCAGUAGUAUAACCAUCUACCCCAAUGACCCAAGCUCUUCCAGAACCAGCAGUCGCAGCAGCAGUGUGUCCAGUGAAACUGUGCCACACCUGCGCCACACCUCCACCAGUAACAUCCUCAUAGGCCCCAGCAGUGAGCACCAUGGCAGUAUCUCCAUCCCAUAUGAGAUCUCCAUUCCUAAGAGCGAGAUCACCUUGCGGUCCUGCCUGGACCAGGACUGUGGGCUGGAUGAAAGCAGUGAUUCCUCAUCAAAGUCCAAACUUCACAACAACAUCAACCUCCAGCCCCCGGACACCACUUCCGCAGACUUUAACGACACAGAGUCGGGCUUCGAAAGCAGUAGCAGCACCACCACUGUCACCAGCUGGAGACACCAAAGACAAGGCCAUCGCUCCCAAGACGACAGUUUACCAGACAUGAAGAAUGUCACCAUGAGAAGCACCUGGAAGAACCGGGGAACUUCGUCAGUGGAUGAGACAAGACGGGGAAGAGGAGGUGCGAGAACGAUGGCUGAUGGUGGGUCGGAAGAUGAAGUAGAAGCCGAGACAACUUGGAGGGCUUACCGGGCAACCACCAUCGAUACAGAAGAAACAAUACACAGUGGAACAGGAGCUGGUGGGAAUGCUGAGGCACAGAAGGGAGCCAAGCCAUCCCCUGCAGAGGUAUACAUGCGUAGAAUCAACAGUGUGGUUACUAACACCAGAGAAGUUGAGGAACCAGUGCUUCGCCGGGGUAAACAGUCAAAAUCUCCCACCAUGGAAGCAAGUGGCCUAGGAAGGACCAUACUCCACGCACCUGUUACCUCUCAGUCCUGGGCCCGAUCCUACACACAGGAACCACAGGCUGCUGAUAGUGUAGAGCCCAGUCCAAACCCGAGCCACAGCCCAGCCUCUUGGAGGCGGCAGCUACCCAGCAUCGACUCUCCCCACCUGGGGAGCUCUUAUGACCGGGCAUCCAAGACUGCUGGGGCCUCCUCCAGAGGGGAUCUGUGGUCCAGUCGGGGUCAGGGGUCAGGGGCCAGAGCAGAGGGGAGGAGUGGAACGGGGAGCCGACCGUGGAGCCAUCGCCACUCUGAGCAUCAUUAGACCAGCUGGGACUGAGCAGGACUUCUACAGCAAGAGGACAGCACUCCAUUAAGCUCUCAAUGGCACAAGAAAGGCCAAACAUCAAUCUCCCAUCAACUAAUGGCUUCUACCAUCUCCAAAAGUCAACAGCGUUUAAAGCAAGUAAAGCAAUGAAAAAUAGCAGUUGCCCUACAGAACAACAGACCUGACAUUCUUACUCUGACCCUUAAUCUAGACUGAGAUGUGAACAGCUCUUCUUAUCUGAUAGUUUCUUUGUCCCAAAAGAGGCAUGAACAGUGCCUGUACAGUGUUUUGGAGGUUGCCUCACCAGCCCAUGUAUCCUCUUCUGCUUCUCGUGUUGGAUGUAUUAUAGUGUAAUCCCGAAACUUGACAAGGGAGAGGUGGGCAUGCUGGGGACGGCUUGGGAUUUUUCAGCGUGCCAAAGGGUUUAAAGAGAGCAAGAGGAAGAAGGACUCUAACGUUGAGAAUGCCUUUCUCAGAGGACCAUUACAGCGACCUCAAUGGAUAUAUAUUGCUUCUACGUCAGAAUUUCACCCUUUCUCCAUCACUGAAAAAAAAACAACCCAAUAUUCAAUCAACAGCAGUGCAAUGUUUAAGAUUAAUUUUUGUCUCACAGGGCUGGAUUUUCAGGCCGAAUUCAUCACAAACUAAAGGAUCUUUUACCUUUUUAAUGUGACCAAAAACAGGAAGCGAACCCAUCAAUGUUGACUCGUACCAUAUUAUUUACUUUUGCUUUGAAGGCCAUAUGGGCUUUUUUCCGAUUUUCUCACACAAAUAUAUACACAAAACCAUGCAAACACAUGCUCAUUUUUUACUUUUGAUUCAUAUUUAUGCUGUGUCACCACUUUCUGGCAUGCAGCCUCAAACUGGAUUUAAUUUGGGUUCUUAGAUGUUGAGCAAACAUUUGCAUGUUUCUAAGU